ACGACGACGAAUAGAUUCACAGGCUGUAUCUAUCAUCUACAUAGGCCAGCAUCUGCUCAGCUGUUUCGAUGAGAUACACAAACAAGAUUCUCCAUUUCCCCCAAAUCUAAAACCCUAAUUUCAAUCAAAUGCUCCCUCCCCCAAUCCAACUCAUCAUAAUCAUAAUCAUAAUCUUAUAAACCCCAAUGAAAUUCGCAAACCCUAGAUUACUAAUCAUGCAAUUCCAGCCACCUAAAGCAUCCCCAAUUGAAUUCAAUCUGAAUUCAAUUUCACCAUCCAACGAUGAUUCUGAUGAUUUCAAUUUCGCGUGGUACGGUAACAUCCAGUACUUGAUCAACAUCUCUGCUAUCGGCACAAUCACUUGUAUUCUCAUCUUUGUUCUCCUCAAGCUCCGUAGUGAUCAUCGUCGUUUACCCGGUCCAACCGCUAUCGCUUCCAAGCUUCUUGCUGUUUGGCAUGCUACUGGGCGUCAGAUUUCCCUGCAUUGUGGUGCUGAUGCUGCUCAGUUUCUCUUGAUUGAAGGUGGUUCUUGUGCUCUUCUCGUUUCGCUUGCUUUUCUUGAUGUUUCGGUUUUGCUUCCGCUUAAUAUCUAUGCUGGAAAUGCUCCGAUGGCUGAUCAGUUCUCGAAAACUACUAUUACUCAUAUUACCAAGGGUUCUUCUUUGUUGUGGGUGCAUUUUGUUUUUGUUGUUAUUGUUGUUGUUAUUGUUCAUUUUGCUAUUAAUUUGAUUGAGAGGAAGCUUAAAGUCACGAGGUUUAGAGACGGUAAUGGGAAUCCUAGUGAUCCGGGUGUUAAUAAUUCCUCCACUGCUAUUUUUACUGUGAUGGUUCUAGGGGUGCCUAAAAAUUUGGGGUUUGACAAGACUCCUUUUGUUGAGUAUUUUCAGCAUAAGUAUCCGGGGAAGGUUUAUCGGGUUAUUGUGCCUAUGGAUUUGUGUGCUUUAGAUGAUUUGGUUACGGAAUUGGUCAAGGUUAGGGAGGAUAUUUCUAAGUUGGUUAGGAAAAUGGAGUUGCGGGAUUUGGGUGAAGAUUAUUAUGAGAGUGAGUAUGGGUUGCAUGGUUCCUGGAGGAGAGUGAAAGAUCUGUGGGGCAGGUUUGUUGAUGAGUUGGGUUUGUCUAAUGAAGAGAAACUCAGGAAGUUGCAAGAGCGUAGAGCUGAUUUGGAGAUGGAUAUGGCAGCUUACAAGGAAGGGAGGGCUAAGGGUGCUGGAGUUGCAUUUGUGGUGUUUAAAGAUGUGUAUACUACAAACAAGGCUGUUCAAGACUUCCGUAAUGAGAAGAAGAGGAGGGUUGGGAAGUUUUUUUCUGUUAUGGAGUUGCAGUUGCAGAAGAAUCAUUGGAAAGUUGACCGAGCACCGUUGGCAACUGACCUUUAUUGGAAUCAUCUGGGCUCCACAAAGCUUUCCCUGAAAUUGCGGAGAGUGUUUGUCAACACAUGUUUGUUGUUAUUGCUUCUGUUCUUCAGUUCUCCUCUAGCUGUCAUAACUGCCAUCAAGAGUGCUGGGCGUAUUAUUAAUGCAGAAGCAAUGGAUAAUGCUCAGAUUUGGUUUGCUUGGAUUCAAAGCUCAAGCUGGCUUGCGACCUUAUUCUUCCAAUUCUUGCCCAAUGUUCUUAUAUUUGUGAGCAUGUAUAUCGUGAUCCCUUCUGCUCUCUAUUAUCUCUCCAAGUUUGAGAGACAUCUUACUGUGUCUGGGGAGCAGAGAGCUGCACUUUUGAAGAUGGUUUGUUUCUUUUUGGUGAAUCUUAUCCUCCUUAGGGCACUGGUUGAAUCAUCUCUAGAAAGUGCUAUAUUGAGUAUGGGUAGGUGUUACUUGGAUGGUGAAGAUUGCAAAAGGAUUGAGGAGUACAUGAGUGCUUCUUUCCUGUCAAGAUCCUGUCUCUCGUCUGUUGCAUUUUUAAUAAUAAGCACUUUCUUGGGGAUAUCUUUCGAUUUACUAGCUCCAAUACCCUGGAUUAAGAGGAAGAUUCAAAAGUUCCAAAAAAAUGACAUGCUUCAGCUUGUACCCGAAAACAGUGAAGACUAUGCACUGGAGAGUUCGGAUACUGAAAGCCUUCAGAGGCCACUUAUGCAUGAUGGAAUGUUUAACACAGCAGUUGGGAAUGGGGGAUCAGUUAAUGGUGGUUCUGGAUCAAGUGAAAUUGAUAUACCUGGGCAGGAUCUUUCUGAAUAUCCAAUUAGCAGAACCUCACCGGUCCCAAAGCAGACGUUUGAUUUUGCACAAUAUUAUGCAUUCAAUUUGACGAUAUUUGCUUUGACCUUGAUAUAUUCCUCAUUUGCUCCACUUGUGGUUCCUGUUGGGGCUAUUUACUUUGGAUAUAGGUAUGUAGUAGAUAAGUACAACUUUUUAUUCGUGUACAGAGUGCAAGGUUUUCCUGCUGGCAAUGAUGGGAGGUUGAUGGAUACUGUCUUGAGUAUCAUGCGUUUCUGUGUCGACUUGUUCCUCCUUUCUAUGCUCCUGUUUUUUUCAGUCAAAGGAGAUUCCACGAAGCUGCAAGCUAUUUUCACUCUAGGAUUGUUAGUUAUGUAUAAAAUUUUGCCUUCUGAUAAUGAUGGCUUCCAGCCCGCUCUAUUGCAAGGCAUGCAAACUGUUGACAAUAUUGUAGAAGGACCAAUAGAUUAUGAGGUCUUCUCACAACCCAAAUUUGAAUGGGAUACAUAUAACUUGUGAUUAUGAGCAGCCUGUAUCUAUACAAAAUCCUUUUGUUGUUGGUUUAUGCAUA
This is a messenger RNA of Daucus carota subsp. sativus, 2721 nucleotides long. RefSeq names its product CSC1-like protein At4g35870. Gene Ontology annotation, molecular function: calcium-activated cation channel activity. The coding region runs from base 186 to 2669 and encodes 827 amino acids. Lineage: Eukaryota; Viridiplantae; Streptophyta; Magnoliopsida; Apiales; Apiaceae. The transcript has a single exon. The record is from RefSeq and is a predicted model, not a curated record. Gene Ontology annotation, cellular component: plasma membrane.